AUGGCCAUCCGGCAGAGCUUGGAAGAGGACCCCACGGGUCAGCCAGCUGCCCAGAGCCACCAGAAGUCGAUGGUGGCGGCCCCGCCGGGAGGCGCCCCCAGCCACAACCCGCCCUACCACAUCUACCCGUGGCAAAGAGAACUUGACCCGGUAGUGGCAGCAAUCAAGGAUGGAGAUGAAAAAGCAGUAUGUAACAUGAUGAAAUCAGGAAAAGACCUUUCUGAACCUAAUAAGGAUGGCUGGAUACCCCUCCAUGAAGCUGCGUAUUAUGGCCAAGUGGGUUGCCUGAGCCUGUUGCAAAAAGCAUACCCUGGCACAAUCGACCAGCGCACACUCAAUGAGGAGACGGCUCUUUACCUGGCCACCAGCCGGGGCAACUUGGACUGCCUGCUCACCCUGCUGCAGGCUGGGGCCGAGCCCGACAUCUCCAACAAGGCCAGAGAAACACCGCUCUACAAAGCCUGUGAGCGUAAGAAUGCAGAGGCCGCAAGACUCCUGGUACAGUACAAUGCUGAUACCAACCAUCGUUGCAAUCGAGGAUGGACUGCUCUCCAUGAGGCUGUCUCCCGAAAUGACCUGGAAAUUAUUGAUAUCCUUGUGAAAGGGGGUGCCAAGAUUGAGUCUGCAAACGCCUAUGGGAUCACUUCUUUAUUUGUGGCAGCUGAGAGUGGGCAGUUGGAAGCUUUGAGAUACCUGGCAAAAUGUGGUGCUGAUAUAAAUACUCAAGCCAGUGAUAACGCCUCUGCUCUUUAUGAAGCCUGUAAAAAUGGACACAUACCUAUUGUGGAGUUUCUUUUAUCCCAAGGUGCAGAUGCUAACAAAGCCAAUAAGGAUGGCCUGUUACCUCUUCAUAUAGCAGCCAAAAAAGGGAUUUGCGAGAUUGUCUCCAUGCUGAUCCCUGUGACCAGCCGCACCCGCGUCAAGCGCAGCGGCAUCAGCCCCCUGCACUUAGCGGCCGAACGCAACAAUGAUGACAUCUUGGAAGAGCUGAUCGAUGCUGGCUACGAUGUCAACACCGCCCUCUCCACUGAACGGUCCUGCCUUUAUGAGGACAGACGCACCACCCCCCUCUAUUUUGCUGUUUUUAACAACAACAUCUACGCCACGGAACUCCUGCUGCAAGCAGGAGCCAACCCCAAUGUUGACCUCAUCAACCCAUUACUCAUCUCCAUCCGCCACGGCUGCCUGAAGACCAUGAAACUGCUCCUUGACCAUGGAGCAAACAUUGAUGCCUAUAUAUCAAGCCAUCCCACCGCAUUUCCAGCUACCAUCAUGUUUUCAAUGAAGUACCUUUCCGUGCUGAAGUACGUCCUCGAUCUGGGCUGUGAUGCAGGUUCCUGUUUUGAGUGUCAGUAUGGAAAUGGCCCACACCCUGCAUUGAAUUACAGACGGGACGGACUUAAUGAUCCUCAGCUGUCCAAGGAGCCAACUGUAGUACAGUUUUGUGAAAUGGUGUCUACUCCAGAGAUGAGUCGCUGGGCUGGGCCGAUCAUCGAUGUUCUCCUGGAUUAUGUGGGUAACGUGCAGCUCUGUUCCCGGCUCAAGGAGCAUAUUGACAGCUAUGAGGACUGGGCUAUCAUUAAAGAAAAAGCAGAGCCCCCACGACCUCUUUCCCAUCUUUGCCGCAUCAAGGUACGAAGCCUGGUUGGAAGAAACCGCAUUAAACUUCUUGACACCUUGCCUCUCCCGCACAGACUGAUUCGAUACUUACAGCAUGAUUACACACAGUGACCCCAGGCACACACCGGACACGCAGCGGCUUCCCGGCAUGGCACGCAGAGUCAUCGACAUAGCGAGGGCACACAUCGUGCACAGUGGGGAGGAAUUGCUGCUGGCUUGGUCAAGCGCCUUCCAAUGACUAAUUAAGAGAAAUAUGCUUCUGAAGCAUGAGUGAGAAGAAAAUGGAGGAGACGGAGAGCUAAACAUAGGACUGUUGUUAGGUUUUCCAAGAGAAAACACGUAUGAUUCACCUCAGAGCUUGGGCUCCAAAGAACAAGAAAUGAAAGCCAACACUGAAAAAUGAAUAGUGCUGAAGCAAGUAUCAGUGAGGAAUUCAAAGGUAUCCUGGGGUUGUGGUGGAGCUUAGCGUCCUCGCUGUGAUCACAAUUCAGAAAUUGUUAAGAGUCAACAUAUUUGGGAAAACAAUUAUAUUUCCUUCACUGACUGAGAUUUUUAUUUUAGUUUCUAGUCUACUUUUUGGAUUUCUGCUAAGUGUGCUGGUUGCUAAUUUCUGAUAACUUGACACCAUCUUGCUAACA
This is a messenger RNA of Aptenodytes forsteri (emperor penguin), 2258 nucleotides long. It is a transcript of the gene ASB2, whose product is annotated as ankyrin repeat and SOCS box containing 2. The coding region runs from base 1 to 1731 and encodes 576 amino acids. The record is from RefSeq and is a predicted model, not a curated record. The transcript is spliced from 9 exons. Lineage: Eukaryota; Metazoa; Chordata; Aves; Sphenisciformes; Spheniscidae. Gene Ontology annotation, biological process: intracellular signal transduction. Gene Ontology annotation, molecular function: protein binding.